Molecule: messenger RNA, 535 nt
Organism: Nelumbo nucifera (sacred lotus)
Lineage: Eukaryota; Viridiplantae; Streptophyta; Magnoliopsida; Proteales; Nelumbonaceae
Gene: OFP17
Product: ovate family protein 17
Biological process (GO): negative regulation of DNA-templated transcription
Source: RefSeq, a predicted model, not a curated record
UUUCGUAACAACCGUUAAAUUCCGUCGAUACCACUCUCUGCAGCUGGCUUCGUGGCUUACUCUCAGCUUGCCGGCCUGUCAUCGACACAAUAAGAAGAGAUGGAGGAGGUUGAGGAGUUAAGGAGUGUAACUGACGCCGAACUCGACUGGUUUCUCUUCCCAUCAUCACCGCUUGCUCCGGCUUAUGCUAGGAUCUGUGAGGCAAUUAACAAGAGGGAAGUGGAAAGGCAGAAGGACUUGAAGGAUGCAUGCCGGAGCUUUGAGAAUUAUUUGGUGGAAAUGAUAGUGGAGGAAGGGAAGGUGGGGGAUUUGAUGGACGUGGAGGAGUUUCUUUACUGUUGGAAGAAUUUAACGUCUCCGGUUUUUACAGAUUUGGUUUGUAGAUUUUAUGGAGAGCUUUGCAAGGACCUGUUUUCAGGUGACGAGGGAGAGGGUGAUGUGAAUGAUCCCAACUAAAUUGACUGCUUUCUUUUGUUAUAAAUAAUGAGUGUAAUAUAUAUUGAUUUUAAUCCAACUCUUCAUCAGUUCAUCUUAU